UCUUUCCUUUAUUUUGUAAACACCUUCAUCAUUGUUGCAAAUGAUGUUUUCCGUAAAUUUUGUAGAGCCCUGAGGAUGGAAAUAAAUUUAUUCUCGUCUUGACGAUGACGAUUUGAAAAAUUUCUCUCUCUCUUUGAAUUCUUGAGUGCAAAGUUUUAAUUACAACAGAUGUUUUCAAGUGGUUAAAUAUUGAAAAUUUCAUCUAUAAUCAAUAUCAAUAAAUAAGAAUUCACUUCCCAUAUCCACAGGCAUUUGUUCCUGAUGCUUUUCAUGUUUUUAAUUUUUCUUAACCGUUAACAAUAACAUUGGUUGAUGAAAAGUUCAAUAUAAAGCAUAAAAAAAACAAUAUAUGGAAAUAAACCUAUAAUAGAGAUAUUGUCAAGACGAGAAUAAAUUUUUUCUGAACAAGAUGCAGGUAAAUUGAAAAGCUUUUUGGACAUAUGAGUGAAAAAAUCCUCAAGAUCUCGUCUGAAAAAGCCUCAGUAAGAUCACGAUAGAAUAUAGAUGACUCGGUGUUACUCCUCUGGAUUGCUAACAGAACAUCAUAUUCCUCAAGUAUUUCACCACAUCUUUUAACGUUAGUGUUAGAAAUUUUCUGUUGCAGAACGUUAAAUUCCUUCAUAUACAAAUUGUAAUGCUCCAUAACAGGCUCAGAUUUGAUGAAACUCAUUACAACCUUUUCUACAUUCUCCGUUUUCAGUUCCCUAUAUAGACAAAAUGAUACCUAUUAUGAUCUUAAGACUUUCAAACUUUCUAGUUUGAAAACACCUGUGAGCCACGCUCAACCAAACAUUUCAACGUAUAUUUGCUCCACGUCUAAGAAGCAAACGCAAUAAAUCAAAAUUUUUAUACACAGCUGCGCAUUCUAAAGGGGUUUAGUUAACACAAUCCUUUGCAUUUAUGUUAAUGCCUUUUUUCAGUAGCAACUUCACGACUGCUAAAUGGGUUUUGUUUGAGAAAAACAGUGCCAAUCGAUGCAGUAUAUUCUCUUCUUUGCAGUCUCUACAGUUUACUUGGCAUCCAUGGUCUAAAAGCUUCUGUAUAAACUCGAUGUCUUCAGGUCGUUCUGUAACUGAUUUGAACAAAAUAGUCCUUCCCAUCUUGUCUCUUUCGUUGAUGUCGAUUUCAUACAAAAGGAGAUUAACAGUUUUGAGGAAGAUUCAAAAUAUAAGGUAGAGAAACCCGAAUGACAAUAGGAACUAACAUCCUUAUUGCCCGAAAUUUGAAAAGUAAGUACAGAAAAAAUGAGCGCCAAAAAAAGGUCAUAUUUUUGAGACUACUGCGCUAAUUCUGGUCUUUAUUGUUAACGUUCGGAAUGAUGUUUCUUUCAAUGGUAGCUUGCCAGGUAGUAAAAUGUUUGACUUCAGUUAUGAAAUGAGUGCCUUCGUGACCAUACCUACUUUUCUGUUCACGUGAAAACCCAAAAUGUUGUCGUCGACCAUCGAUUCAACAAGUUACAACCAAAACUGUAUUCAUGUAUUGUUAUUUUAUUUUGCAAUAUUGAAAUUAGUGUAUUACGUAUUGAACUCUGGCUGGACGGUAACAGUGAAAAAACUUUUCAAUGUAAGAAUGUUUAAUUGUUUUUUGAAGCUAAAAUUUUUCCAAUGUUCCAAUGUUUUGUAGUUCAGGUUAUUCGAGAUUAUAGUUUCUACUACUAUUUUAUUUGUUGUGCUGUUUUAUAGAAUUUUUGGUUAGUUACAUUCUACGUAUUCUUAUGAUAUUUGACAGUAUUCAUUUUUUGUUAGAAAUGAUAGGUAUGUUUCGUAAUAGGCUCUAUAUUUUUUUUUAAUUUCACUUCAAAUAAUAACCUGUCUAACUGUUUUAUGGAAAAACUCAUAUGUGCUCUUUUAAGUGGACCACCCUGAUUAUUUAUUCACUAAAAAUAGUCCGAAACGUAUGCCAAUGUUAGUUUAUUCAUUCGAAUUAUGAGCUAUUCUCUUAAAUUGUUGUUUUCUAAUAUUCUUCUUGAAUUUUCUAUGGUUCUGAUUAUUUGAUCUACUUGAAAUUCUGCAUGAAGCUUGAAAUUUUCAUAACUACAGCUUAAAUCUAUUUUCUCCUGUUUUGUAGUCACGAAGAUAUAAGGUAAUUUUUAAUAUUCUUCUUGAAACUUUGUUUGUUCUAUUGACGCGAUCAACUUUCAGUUUUGUAUUUUUCUUUUGUCUGUGCCUUCUCCAUCAUUGGAGGUCAGUCAUAAUGGUAUUUCUUGAUCUGUAGCAGCUCUAACAAGGUACCCAAAGUUCAAGGCUCUCCAAUUUCUGGGUCCAAUACAUCAAAAUAACAAGCUACGCAAAUGUCAACCAAGUGGUGACAGACGUCACCCUGUAUGGGUGGUGCUAUAAUAUCAAGAACUCAUAGUGAACCAAAAACUAUUGAACUUUUAUGUUAUUUCCAGAGAUUCAACACUUCGAUAAACCCUCCUACCUCACUUUUAGAGAAGCUUUCAAAUCUGGGAUGUGAUAUUAACUUCAUAGACUUCACUAGAGAUGAUGUAUUGCACAGAUUGGCUUUUGAAGAUUGUUCAUCAGGUCUAUAUUUGCGAGCAGUUGAGUUGUUGCUAGAAGAAAGAGGUGGUGACAUCUUAGAAGCCAGAGAUGAAUUUGGCGGGACACCACUAGAAACUGCUGUUCUGCUCAUGAAUCUUGAUUUGCUGCGGUUGCUUCUAAGGCGUGGAGCAAGUAUGAUAUUGAGCGAUAAUCUAAACGUAGCACAAUAUUCAUUUGAGAAAAAGAGAUUUUCAUGUCUUCACGCCAUCAUCAAGUUCUGCCUGGUGAAGAAGUUGCAAGGGAAAGUAGUGGACGAGUCUGUUAUCAAUUUUAUCGAAUUGCGAAUGGUUGAAAGGCAUUACAAGUUGUGUUGGAAGCAAAUCAUCGCUUUAAAGAUGCAUAAAAUUGAUAAUACAAACUUGUCGAUCCACUUCUUCCUCUUCAAACCACUGAGAGUUGUCGCAAAAUAUAUGAAGAAUGAAGAUGUCCUAAUGGGAACCCAGAGUAAGAUUAUUGGUCUUUCUGAAUAUCAUUAUGAUAUAGUAGAAGUUCGGAAAGAGGCGAUAAUCAGGAGAAAUUUAGAGGAUGAUGCUUCGAACACCUUCAAAAAUGUUUUUGGAUUGCCAGGUGCAUGUUCAGAAGUCAUCAUCUCGUAUCUUGAAAAUAAAGAUUUAAGGAAUUUCUCUGAUACUUGGAAACUGUGACAUCUCAAGUUGCGACACUAUGAGGAUCUGAGAGCAACUUGGAUGGCAGCUGGUGGAGGUACUGCAAAUGUGAUAAAGCCAAUGUGAUAAAACUACUGUGAUAAAAAAAGAACUGUUAUAUAUUUGAUAAUUUUUGAAUUCGUUAAUUGAACUUUUAAUGAACUUAACU
Harmonia axyridis is the source of this 3356-nucleotide messenger RNA. RefSeq lists its product as uncharacterized. NCBI's taxonomy places the organism in Eukaryota, Metazoa, Arthropoda, Insecta, Coleoptera, Coccinellidae. The transcript is spliced from 2 exons. Gene Ontology annotation, molecular function: protein binding. The coding region runs from base 2324 to 3187 and encodes 287 amino acids. The record is from RefSeq and is a predicted model, not a curated record.